Messenger RNA from Punctularia strigosozonata HHB-11173 SS5, 1040 nucleotides. Its product is annotated as Clavaminate synthase-like protein. The transcript has 9 exons. The record is from RefSeq and is a predicted model, not a curated record. NCBI's taxonomy places the organism in Eukaryota, Fungi, Basidiomycota, Agaricomycetes, Corticiales, Punctulariaceae. Gene Ontology annotation, molecular function: 2-oxoglutarate-dependent dioxygenase activity. The coding region runs from base 204 to 1040 and encodes 278 amino acids.
AUCAGCCCUUUGAUCGGAGGAACGCGCUGCAUUGGUUCUCCCGCGAAUAUUAUGAGCUCAAUGGCGAUGGUUAUGAGGUCCUCAACGACCCUCCCAGUCCGCUAGAAUUUCUACGCUUGACCAAGGUUGCUAGACCUGUCGUCAUCAAAGGUAUUAAAGUACCUGCAUACACUCGAUGGACGGAUGACUACCUCUCAAAAAAGAUGGGAGGCCGUGAUAUCUCUGUGGCCGUCACCCCCAAUGGUCACGCAGAUGCUGUGACUUGUGGCCAGGAUGGCAUUACAUACUUCGCCGAGCCUCAUGUGCAAAAAACUACAAUGAGCAGCUUGCUUAGUACGUUGUCUGCGCCUGAAACAUGCGACGAGGUGCAAUACCUUCAAUCGCAGAACGGCAACAUAUAUUCUGCCGCGUUCUUCGAGAACGAAGGUCAGGACCAGAAGGAUGAUUCCGAGUUUGCUGUCCUACGGCCCGAUGUACCUUCGGAGAUCCCUUGGUGCAGCGAGACAUUUGGCAAACAUCCUGACGCCGUCAAUGUUUGGAUAGGAAAUGAAAAGAGCGUAACAAGCAUCCAUUCGGAUCCAUAUGAGAAUAUAUAUACCGUGGUUCGAGGCGCUAAACACUUUCUUCUUCUUUCACCAACCGAUGGCUGGUGUCUGGAAGAGAGGAAAUAUCCACACGCAACCUACAUGAAGCAUUCCGAUGGUUCCUUACGGUUGUCUCCAUCUGCAUCAAAUUACCCGCAAAUCCGAUGGUCUUCUGUCACCAACCCGCAUAUUCCAGGCAUACUUCCGUCCUCCGUGCAUCCGUUUCAUAUCACGCUCGAGGCCGGGGACAGCCUUUACCUCCCUGCCGGCUGGUGGCAUCACGUCCGUCAAUCGAAUUUGACCAUAGCUCUUAACUGGUGGUACGACCUGGAAUACCGGGGAAUGCAGUGGAUCUUGUUGAGCUUCUUGCGGGGGACCGAAGAUGUUCCUGACGGUAAUGACCGUCAGGGUAUCAGUGAUGGAAAGACACGGACCUUACAAGCCCCGUGUACUUAG